AUGUUGUCGAUCAAGGACCUGGGGCGCGUCAGCCGAUUCCUGGGCAUGCGCGUGACGCACAACGGUCAGAAUGGGUACACGCUCGAUCAGGAGGAGGCCAUCAGAGACCUCCUACACGACAACGGACGCGCUGACGCCAACUCGACGUGGACGCCGAUCGACGACAGCUGCUAUGAGUUGGAGGAGGGCUACGCGGAGCUUCUUGGGACGCCAAGCGGGCAAACACGACCUACUGUGCGCCAGUUCCGGUCGCUGGUCGGCUCGCUGCUCUGGGUGGCGCGUUGCACGCGCCCUGACAUAGCGUUUGCGGUGCACAAGGUCACGAGACGAGCACACGCACCUAGACUAGCAGACUGGAAGUUGGCUAAACGCGUCGUGCGAUACCUCAAGAGUACGGCGGAGCUCAAGGUCACGAUGAUCCCAGAAGACAAUCUAGGUGCGGCGAUGCGACUAGAAGCGUUCAGCGAAGCCAACUUUGCCGCCGACAAGACGGACCGGAAGUCAAUGACGGCCGGCAUCGUGAUGCUGAACGGGAUGGCCGUCAGCUGGGGUGCGUGA
Molecule: messenger RNA, 558 nt
Organism: Peronospora matthiolae
Lineage: Eukaryota; Oomycota; Peronosporomycetes; Peronosporales; Peronosporaceae
Source: the annotation of a GenBank genome assembly